AUGUCAACAUUGACAAUUGGUACUAACCUCAAACUCGAAGCUUCUACCUCCCGGAGACCAUUCUUCGAGCCCAUUAAUGAUACACAUUCUGCUAGAAGCUCUAUUUCACACCCGCAAUUACGCGAUCUUCUGAUCUGUCCUACCCAGCCCCAUCAUGUUCAAACGAUCUCAGAACAUGGAGUCGAUGCCCAUGUCUUUGGUCAAUAUACAAUGCGCCUCAUGGACAAAGCCACAUCUUUCCAUCCUAACUGCUUGGUUUCGGGUUGCGGCUACGUUGCGAUGGGCGGUGGUAAUGCGGACCUGCUUAUCAGAUCAGUUGACAUUCACUCUCGGUGGGAGCUCAAAAUCACUACCGGUCAAUCAAUAGUGAAUUCGGUUCACUUCUUUCAAGCUUCACCCCGGGGGAAUCCUCAAGUUUUGGUCUGUAACAAUGACCAGACAAUUACUCAAUACGACCUUUCCAACGUAUCAACCAUACAAAAUGCUGCAUCGAACUCAUUAUCCGUCGAUCCUGCCCAUCGCCCCACGCCAGGAUUGGGGUCUCGCGAAGGAGACGGGAUUUCAACUGGUAAUGAGAAGCCAGUAUUAACCCAUAAAUCGAGCAUCGUUUUCCCAGUCCCUGUCAAUCACUGCAGCGUUAGCCCAGACUCAAAAUCGAUGGUGGCAGUAGGAGAUAGUAACGAAGUUUUUAUUUACGACUGUCAAGGUGCACAUCAAACAAAUGAACCGUUGAUUGGCGAUUGGCGAUUGGGCCCACGAAGGAUCUACCUUCCCGGAGUCUCGGCUCUCACUGGUAGUUUCAGUACUAGUUGGAAUCAGUAUGGAGAUAAAUUUGCAGUCGCAAGUGAGGGCGAAGUUGUCGUGGUUUAUGAUAUGAAGAUGCUUGGGAAGCCUCUUCUAGUAAAGCAAACUGCCCAGAAAGGCAGGCCCGGUGGCGCGAGGGUAGUCAAGUUCAGUCCUGCCGGCCCUAAUGAGCUCCUAGCAUUCACUGAGCACCAAUCUUUGGUCCAUGUUUUGGAUGCUCGUACUUUUGAUCCAGAUCAUGAACAGAUAUUGGCAGUACCCACACCAUUUCCCGGGAUGACACCCUUCCCGCCACGCUUAUCACCAGGAUCAAUCCGGCCGCAUCAAUCAGCAAGCAGCACCGAUCGAACUCCCUCCCUUCUAGAUCGAUCAAAUCCUAUUUACGAUGAGAGGAAUACUUCAGCCGCAUCAAGACGGCGGAUGAGUGAGCUGCAUGCACAGCUGUCACGUGGAGCUAGAAGAAACUUCCGCCCAGUCGAGAUGAAUAAUGAUCUCGAGCCCGAAGAAGACGAGCAGGAUGAGGAAAACCAUCCAGAGGCUGGACCGAACAUGAGCGAUGGUCUUCGUCGUCAAAGCAGACAAUCUGAGUCGCCGCGAUCGCGGGAAGAGCCGAUCGGGGAAAUGACUUUUACGGAGCCGAUGUUUGGAGAAUUUUCCCGCAGGCGCACCCCGGAACUCCCACUUUCUGCUGUGGAACGGAUGUGGGGGGAUAGCGAAGGCCGCAAUGAUCUUAACCUGCGAUCCUCACUAAGCAGCCGGGCCAGUCAAUUCUUUGGCACAGGUGUCAGAGCAAGCCGGACCACGAGAGGAGGAUACAGCUGGGCAGUGAGGUCGAGACUGCCGCAUAAUUUAGACGAUGACGAGGCUUGCUUGGAGGGCGAAGGCGAAGAACAAGGCUCGCAACCAAGACAGACGAACUCGUCAACACGAACAACCUUGUCGGGGGCCAGGUUGGAAUGGGGCCCACCUUCGACGUCCACGUCUUCGAGUCGCCAUAUUCAGCUGCAAGGAUCAUCAAUCCGAGUCUUGAGUGAUGAUGAUGACCGGAGCGGUAGGGUGAAUAGCAACUCGGCAAUCAAUUCAUCUUCGACGCCUACCGGGCUACUUCGAGACCGAGACGCGACCGCAUCGUCCAUCGCCCUCGCUCAUUCCCAACUGAUCGCUUCCCGACUCGGCCAAAAUCCGCCCCCGUUCUCCCGCUCGGAAGCUUGGUUUGACCUCGACGGAGGCCCGCCGGCGGCAAUCCGCAACCGCUCAAACUCGCUCUACGGACUUAUCUCCGCCUCUUACUCCGGCGUUAGGAGUGGGAUGUGGGACGACCUGAUCGGCUUGAGUUGGUCCCCCGAUGGCGAGUGGUUGGUCUCUGGAACUGAAGUUGCUCUCGUUGAAUGGAAAGUCAAACGCUCGAGUCGCGCCGGUUUUGGUGACUCGAGGUUGUGCUGA
Molecule: messenger RNA, 2247 nt
Organism: Puccinia triticina
Lineage: Eukaryota; Fungi; Basidiomycota; Pucciniomycetes; Pucciniales; Pucciniaceae
Exons: 10
Coding region: 1-2247 (748 amino acids)
Molecular function (GO): protein binding
Source: RefSeq, a predicted model, not a curated record